CCGGGCUAGGGGAGGGAGGUGGGGACGCAUCCCUCCUCCACUCUGGGCCUGGCCUCGGAGCCGGUGGGAGGCUUCCGGAGGCUGGAGCUGGGCGGCCUGGCAGCGCCCCCUCUCCGGAGCCCAGCCCCCUGGUGCCCACGCGGACCCUCGCUUCUCCUGCCCGGCAGCACAGGGACUGGGGGGUUCCCACCCCUGCCAAUGGGCGGGGCCCCACCCCGUGGUGCCAGGUGUCCCCGAGGGGGCGGGCCGCGCCUUUAGCCCACCCAGCGGGGGCAGGAUGACGAAGCACAAAAAGACUUUGGAGGACCACGACCCUCCUGGCCUUCAGGGUUAGCAGGGUUCAAAUACGGGACCCCUGUGCCCCAAAACCCAAGCCAGGGACAAGAGAUCAGGGACUCUUAAACCCAUUAGGGGAGUGGCCACGAGUGCUUUUGAGAAUUUAGAUGAAAACUGGCUGAUCUAAGAAAAAUGGCCUUGACAUAGACUUGGGAGAGGCGAAACACCUGCCCCUCAACCCAUCGACAUCCUUAAUUAAGGGCUUUGGCCUUAAGACAGGUUUGGGAGGCCAGGGGCCUGUGGAGUGGACCCCUCCCAGAAGCCACAGCAGCCUCCCAUCUCCUCUCCAGGGAAGACUGGGCCCUGCCCUGUGUUAGCAAAGGAUGUCUUGUGUUCCUUGAGAGGUGAGGGACAGGUGAGGGGCAUGCCCCUGCAUGAAAAGUCUGCCCCUCAUAGCCAGCACUGGUGAGUGAGUGGCUACCAGUGUGGUCUGCUGCCAGGCAGUGUAUCUGAAGUCACUCUGAAAUGGAGCCUGUAUCUCCUGGGGGUGCCCAUGGUGGGAGAAGACCCAGGUCCUUGGCUUUUACUCCCUGAGGGAAAAGCAAAAUCGAAAUGUGGGUAUCGGGGGACUGAGGAUUCUGGUGCCCUGGACUCCCCCUUCAGUACCCAUAGAAGGCCCAGAGCUGGAGUUCUGGCUCCGCCUUUUUUCUGUGCUGCCAGUUUAGGCAUGAUCCUGGGCAAGCUAUGUAAACCUCUGUGCCUCUCUCCCACCUGUGCAGUGGCUAUGCUAGUACCUACCUCAGAGGAAAGGCCUGAGGCUUGAAGGAGAUGAGCCUCCAUGGACCUUCAGCAGCGUCCAGACCACAGCAAGGAUUCAAGCCCAGCUGGGGGUGGUGGUGAACAAAACUUCCUUGUCGAAGGAGGCUUUGGAUAGUUUUCCCAGUGGAUUCAAUGUAGAGUCCACUGAAAAAUAUUUGAAAAGCUUUUAUUUAGCAAAGAUUAUUGUCUAGUAACCAACUUGCAUUUACUUAUUUGCCCGCAUUUGAUUAAUCAGACUCUGCCUGCUCAGAGUGGGUAACCCUGCGAGCACCCCGGAUUGCACUUUGUCCUGCUGGCAGCAGACAUCUCUUUCUCUCUGGUAUAGCCUAGCAGGGACCAGAGCCUGUCGGAGGAUGGUACGGAUUUUGGCCAAUGGAGAAAUUGUGCAAGACGAUGACCCCCGUGUGAGGACCACCACCUCUCAGCGUAGUAGCACACCUCGCCAGAGCUUUCUCAGCAGGGGCCAUGGUGCCCCCUUGGGGGGUCCUGGCCCCCGCCAGCAGCAGGCAGGGGCCAGGCUGGGUGCUGCUCAGUCCCCCUUCAGCGACCUCAACCGGCAGCUGGUGGACAUGGGCUUCCCCCAGUGGCAUCUGGGCAACCACACCGUGGAGCCGGUGACCUCCAUCCUGCUCCUUUUCCUGCUCAUGAUGCUGGGCGUUCGUGGGCUCUUGCUGGUGGGCCUCGUCUACCUGGUGUCCCACCUGAGUCAGCGGUGACCUCCAGGGGGCUGCUGGGGGUGUGCGUGAGAGCAGGCACAUGGAGGAUCUUGUGGUGCCUUGAAGGUGUGGUCAGAGGAGAAGCCUCGGGUGUGUGUUUUCACCUUGUGUUAAGCAUGAGGCAGAGGGAGACUAUGUAUUCCAGCGUUCCCCAAAUAUCAGCUGAUAACUCUGGGCCCCUGGAGAUGUUUCUGGGUGGCCUGCAUUAAAUAGCACAAAAUUAGAGCGGGGUAGGGAUUCCCUUUCCAAUUUUCUUUUCAUCCUUUUAUGCCAAAAGAAAGUCCCAGUUGGUGCCAGCAUGCUGUAACGCCUCUGGAACACGCGCUGACUCCCCCUUCUACCAGGGAGCAGGCCUUGGGCUUCGGACAGGCGGGAAAAGUUUCCAGACUUUUAUAGUACUGUUUUAAUUGUAUAUUUUUAUUGGCUACCUUGUAUUUAUCACAAGUACUGGUACUGGCGUUCUAUUUAUUGUGGUGAUAUUUUCAAUAAAUAAAUUGAAGCAAAAAUGAGUCCCAGUAAAGAAAUUGGUAACUAAUAGCACAGCCGGCACGCAGCCCUGGAAGACAUGGUGAAGGUGGUUUGGCGAGGGAUUGGGUUUGGGGAACAGGAUAGCAGCAGGUAUCUGACUGGAGAAGGUGGUUUCUAAGCUUUUCUCAAUAGGGUUUGGGAUCUGGGAGGGGGUCCAGGUAAAGCCAGGACUUGGGCCCUUUGUUUGAUGCUUGGCUAACUUCUAGGCUCUUUCUGAGAUGCUAGACUUGAAGGUCAGCCUUGGGAGGAAAGGUCCUCUGGGAGAAUGGCCGGGGAGGCUGUGGGAUGGAACAGCUGGGGGCAGGAUCUGAGGCCUCCUUCCCUGGGGCUUUGCCCAGAGGCUGCUCAGCUUCCCAAAGGCUCACCUUCCUGAGGUUCUUGCCACCUCUGGCCACAUUUGCCUUAGCAGGUGGGGCCUCAGCGCUGACUGCUCAGUGCAUGUGGGAUGAUGGGUCCCUAAAGUUGGGGCGAGGGUGCCCUGCAUUUCAGCUGUGAGCUCUAGAGCUCUUGGCCCUGCUAGGGGGGAGGUACUGGGGGGCUGAGGGCUCGGGACCCACAGUGGGCUUUGGGUUACAGGUUAGAGAAUGGCUGGGUGAACUUGGGGACUUCGCUUACCCCAGAAUGGUUUCGCACCAUCUUCUCAGGAGCCUUCUGGGUUCAGUUGUUUGGGGAGGAAAGCAGGUUUUGGAGGUGCUUCCUGAAGGCUAGAGCUGGGGGAGUAAACCAUCGUGGCAUGUCGAGGGGCAGAGGGAAGAGAGGUUGAGAUUGAUUCCAUCCCUCUCGUGAGCCCUGUGUGCUGCCCCGGACAGAGCCCUCUGCUGCCCUAGAGGGGGCUGGUGCCCUUUACUGCAGACAUACGUGAGGGAGCUUUGUGGUGUCCCGACAGGACUCCUUUCCAAAGAAUGUUUUCUGUGUCUUUAUUUACUGGCAGCGGAUGGAACAUGUGCUCCCUUUAUGAGGGGCACAUAGAGGGCAGGGGCACUGGGCCCUUCUCAGUGGUCACAGAUGGGGAAGGGAGGGUCUGGGCAAGGGGCAGCUGGUGCCCAGCCCUGGAUGGUGUCCCCGGCUGCUUCUGUGGCAGGUCCCUCUGCCCUGGCCCCUUUGCCCAUGGGCCUACCCAGCCCCCCAGCUCCUGCAGGUCUAGCCUACCCAGCCACAAGGAAAGGGGUUCGUUCCCUCCUGCACAGCUUCUCCCUCAUUCCCCGCCCCCCCAAAAAACCUCUCUUCUCUCCCUCAGCUUGUCUCCCUAGGGCUGGUUUUCCCUUUCUUUUUCCACUUUCAAAGCUGUGAGACUCUCUGUAGAAAUAAAUCUUAAGUAACCAGUUGCCACCAAGUCAAUUCCCCCUCACCGCGGUCCCAUGUGUAUCAAAGGAGAACUGUGCUCCAUGGGGUUUUCCUAGCUGACUUUUCAGAAGUGGAUCACCAGGCUUUUCUUCUGAGGUGUCUCUGGGUGGAUUAAAACCUCCAACCUUUCCCUUAGCAGCCGAGCACAUUAACUGUUCACACCACCUUAAAUAGCCCCCCACUAUACAAAAUACCUUUAGGGGGUGUGAAUCUGAGUCCACAAAUUUAGGGACUGAGAAUCCCAUCUUUUUCUAGAGUUCAUUUUCGUUUCAAAACCUAAGCGCUUUGAGGAGAAGUGGGGGCAUGUGAGAAACCUGGGCCUGUGGCUCGGCAUGAUGGGGAAGAGCCCUGAGGGCAGCUGGGGCCAAGGCAGUCUCCAGAGGCUUGGGUAGCCAGCCUAAGGCAAGUUGUUAGAAGUGACAUUUCUUGUCCUGUUUGUUGAGUGCGCUCCAAGACACACUUCACAGACCCAGCAGAGCUGCUCUGAAUUGGGGCCCAUCCAGUUGUCCCUUCUUUUGCCACCCACCUUUCGGUGCCUCUCAGGCUCUGGGCCUCGCUUCUGGAAGUCUAGGUCUGAAAGGCUGCUAGCCCAGCCGGCAUGGUGAGACAGCCUGGCCCUCAGUCAGAACUGCCUAGUGGAGGGGCAGGUGUCCUCGAGUUACGCAGCCUGGGUGGCAUAAGUGAGUCUGGGGGCUGUGUGGCUGCCUCUUGUUUGAACAUCCUUCUGCAAGGCUUUCACGGGCACUGACUGAGGAAUCACAGGUGUGUUUGAGGUGAGGGCUGGCUGCUCCAGGUGGCCAGGUGUACAGACCCUGA
Messenger RNA from Loxodonta africana (African savanna elephant), 4499 nucleotides. It is a transcript of the gene FAM241B, whose product is annotated as family with sequence similarity 241 member B. The record is from RefSeq and is a predicted model, not a curated record. Lineage: Eukaryota; Metazoa; Chordata; Mammalia; Proboscidea; Elephantidae. The transcript is spliced from 3 exons. Gene Ontology annotation, cellular component: intracellular membrane-bounded organelle. The coding region runs from base 1449 to 1811 and encodes 120 amino acids.